Heteronotia binoei (common prickly gecko) is the source of this 2506-nucleotide messenger RNA. Its product is annotated as zinc finger protein ZFP2-like. NCBI's taxonomy places the organism in Eukaryota, Metazoa, Chordata, Lepidosauria, Squamata, Gekkonidae. Gene Ontology annotation, biological process: negative regulation of transcription by RNA polymerase II. The transcript has 6 exons. The record is from RefSeq and is a predicted model, not a curated record. Gene Ontology annotation, molecular function: DNA-binding transcription repressor activity, RNA polymerase II-specific. Bases 114 to 2345 code for a protein of 743 amino acids.
GCCUGUAAGUCUUUGCAUUCUGGGAAGGGAGAAAUUCAGUCCUGGCCACGUGUUGGAGGGUGUUUAAAUCCUUUUCACAGAGAUAGAGGCAACUCAAGAGAGAGGGGAAGGAGAUGGAAGAGAAGGACCCCGAAGGCCUUGGAACUGGCAAGACAUCCAGGAAACGUCCCCAUCCCUUCCAAGCAGGGAGUGGUGCUGAAUUUUGGGGAAGAGCUGUGCCAGAGAUCUUGGUUCAGGACCCUGUGACCCCAGAUGAACGCAGCCGAUGCUUCCGGCAGUUCUGUUACCAGGAGGCUGAUGGGCCCCGAGAGGUUUGCAGCCGGCUCCACGGACUUUGUAAGGACUGGCUGGAGCCAGAGAGGUGUACCAAGAAGGAGAUGAUGGACCUGGUGAUCCUGGAGCAGUUCCUGGCCAUCCUGCCGCAGGAAGUGCAGGGCUGGGUGAGAGGAUGCGGGCCAGAGAGCAGUUCCCAGGCAGUGGCCCUGGCCGAAGGUUUCCUCCUGAGUCAGGCAGAGGAGAAGAGGCAGGCACAGCAGAUAUGGGAAGGAUCCGUGAAGGUGGAAGCAGAGUUCUCUGAGGCAGAAGGAACUCCGUCAGAGGAAGGCAGUGAAAAGACGUUAUCAAGCCCUUUUCUUUGCAGAGAAGUGGAAACACCUCCUCAACCUCUGGUCCAGUCUCCAUUUUCCUUUGAGGAGGUGGCCAUGUAUUUCACCAUGGCAGAGUGGGGCCUGCUGAAUCCGAGCCAGAAAGCCCUCCACAGGGAAGUCAUGCUGGAGAACUAUGGGAGUGUGGCUUUUCUAGCAGUAGAUAAGGAGGUUGAGGAACUGCAACAUCUAUCACCAGAUAAGGUCAAGAAUGAAGAAGUGAGAAGAAAUAUCAGGAUUCAAGGCAGGCUGAAGAGGCAGGAAGUCAGCCGCAGGGGGAAGGAGAAGAAUAAAUCCAUUCCCUGUCAAGAGGUGGAUUUCCAAGAGGUAAUUUACAUGUUGGAGGAAACAUGCAAGUGCUUGGAGUGUGGAAUGAACUUCUCAGAUCAAACCCAAUAUAAUGCCCAUUUGGGAGUUUACAGUGGUAAGAUGAACCAUCAGUACCUGGAGUGUGGAAAGGCCAUGAUUCACAGAGCAGAGUUCAUUAGACAACUAAGGACACAUGCAGGAGAGAAACCUUAUAGCUGCUCAGACUAUGCCAAGAAUUUCUCAGAGAAAUCAGACCUUAUUCAACGCCGAAGAAUUCCUUCAGGAGAGAAACACUUUAUCUGUUCCAAGAGCAGAAUCAUGUUUUUGGAUGGAAAGAAAUAUAAAAUACCUUUUCCAAAGCACAGCAUAAUGAAAACAUGUAAAUGCUUUCAGUGUGGAAACUGUUUCAAAUACAAAUCUCAGCUCCUUGUGAACCAAAGAAUCCACAGAGGAGAGAAGCCUUUUGAAUACUCAGAGUGUGGGAAGAGAUUCAGCCACAGCGGCGAUCUUCAUAAACAUCAAAGAAUUCACACAGGGGAGAAACCUUUUGAAUGCUCAGAGUGUGGGAAGAAAUUCAGUCACAGAGGCGAUCUUCACAAACAUCAAAGAAUCCACACAGGGGAGAGACCAUUUGAGUGCUCAGAGUGUGGGAAGAGAUUCAGCCAGAGUGGCAAUCUUCACAAACACCAAAGAAUCCACACAGGUGAGAAGCCUUUUGAAUGUUCAGAGUGUGGGAAGAGAUUCAGCCGCAGUGCCCAUCUUCAACAGCAUCACAGAAUCCACAGUGGGGAGAAGCCUUUUGAAUGCUCAGAGUGUGGGAAGAGAUUCAGCCACAGCGGUCAUCUUCAGAAACAUCAAAGAAUUCACACAGGGGAGAAGCCUUUUGUAUGCUCAGAGUGUGGGAAGAGAUUCAGUCAUAAUAGCACUCUUCACAAACAUCAAAGAAUCCACACAGGGGAGAAGCCUUUUGAAUGCUCAGAGUGUGGGAAGAGAUUCAAUCAGAGUACCCAUCUUCAGAAGCAUCAGAGAACCCACACAGGGGAGAGACCAUUUGAGUGCUCAGAGUGUGGGAAGAGAUUCAGCCAGAGUGGCAAUCUUCACAAACACCAAAGAAUCCACACAGGUGAGAAGCCUUUUGAAUGUUCAGAGUGUGGGAAGAGAUUCAGCCGCAGUGCCCAUCUUCAACAGCAUCACAGAACCCACACAGGGGAGAGGCCAUUUGAGUGCUCAGCAUGUGGGAAGAGAUUCAGUCACAGUGGUCAUCUUCAGAAACAUCAAAGAAUUCACACAGGGGAGAAGUCUUUUGAAUGCUCAGAGUGUGGAAAGAGAUUCAGUCACAGUGGUGAUCUUUGCAAACAUCAAAGAACCCACACAGGGGAGAAAGCCUUUUGAAUGUUCAGAGUGUUGGAAGAGAAUCUGAAUUAAUGUAAAUUUGUUGGGCUUGGCCAUUGUGCCAAACAGUGUAAUGUCCAGUACCAGAGACAGAACACAGGCAAACCGUAUUAAUGUUAUUUUUUACUCAGUAUAUAAACAUACUUAAAGAAUUAACAGUU